Messenger RNA from Cyphellophora attinorum, 1548 nucleotides. RefSeq names its product Acetolactate synthase. Bases 1 to 1548 code for a protein of 515 amino acids. Gene Ontology annotation, cellular component: acetolactate synthase complex. Lineage: Eukaryota; Fungi; Ascomycota; Eurotiomycetes; Chaetothyriales; Cyphellophoraceae. The record is from RefSeq and is a predicted model, not a curated record. The transcript has 2 exons. Gene Ontology annotation, biological process: L-valine biosynthetic process. Gene Ontology annotation, molecular function: acetolactate synthase activity; magnesium ion binding; flavin adenine dinucleotide binding.
AUGGCAGAAGAUGAGGUAGCACAAAUCAUUGUCAACAGCUUGUACAAGGCAGGAGUCCGCACCGUUUUUGGCGUCCCAGGUGCCAAAAUCGAUGCCAUUUUCGACUGCUUGUCGGACCACCCUGAGAUCAAGCUCAUCGUCUGUCGACAUGAGCAGAAUGCAGCCAUGAUGGCAGCAGGAACAGGUCGCAUCACAGGCGUACCAGGCGUCUGCAUUGCCACUUCCGGUCCGGGAGCAUCGAAUCUUGCCACUGGUCUUGUCACUGCCACGACAGAAGGCGAUCCUGUGGUUGCUCUUAUUGGUUCCGUUCCUCGGUUGUUGAACACCAAGCGGACACACCAGAGCAUGAAAGCUCUCGAGAUCUUAGGUCCCACAGCCAAGUCUGCCACCAAUAUGGACGUCGCAGACCAAGCCGCCGAGAUCAUUCUCUCAUCGUUUCGGACAGCGAACACAUCCCCGAAAGGUGCUACCGUCGUCUCGAUACCUAUGGAUGUCUCCAAGGAGAAGUCUAAGAUCCUUCCCUUUCCGACCGAAGCCUUCGCACCGCCGCGUUAUGGACCGGCACCACCCCAAGCCAUCGACUCCGUCAUCUCGAUGCUCGAGAAAGCCAAAUUUCCUGUCAUCUACCUGGGCAUGCGUGCUUCAUCGCCUCUAGUGGUUGAUGCAGUCCGAGCCCUCCUCAAAAAGUUUCCCUUACCAACAGUUGAGACCUUUCAAGCCGCCGGCGCUGUCUCGCAGGACCUCGCAGAACGCCUCUUCUACGGCCGCAUUGGCCUGUUCCACAACCAAGCCGGCGACAAACUGCUUGCCAAAUCUGAUCUCGUCCUCGCCGUCGGCUACGACCCUGUUGAAUACGACGCCAACGUCUGGAACCCGUCCGGCAGCCUCAACAUCGUCCACAUCGACUACACCGCCUCCGACUACGACAUCCUGCUCUCCCGCCCCGAACUCAAAGCUACCUCGGGCAAAGUUCAUCCACUCCUCUUUGUCCAACGACUGCAAAAACUUGUCUCGCCAACCACAACCGUCACCGUCGACGUCGGCACGGUAUACAUCUACAUGAUGCGCUUCUUCUUCGCCUACGAGCCCCGCCGCUUGCUCUGCUCCAAUGGCCAGCAAACUCUCGGCGUCGGCCUUCCCUGGGCCAUCGCUGCCUCCUUGGCACAAAAUCCACCCUGCUCCGAAAAAGUAGUCAGCUUGAGCGGCGACGGCGGGUUCAUGUUCUCCUCCCAAGAACUGAGUACCGCGGUGCAGCAGAAAUGCAAUAUCACACAUUUCAUCUGGAACGACGAGGCCUUCAAUAUGGUGGAGUUCCAGGAGGAGAUGAAGUAUGGAAGAAGCUCGGGGGUGAAGCUGGGAGGGGUGGAUUUUGUGAAGUUUGCUGAGAGUUUUGGCGCGAGGGGCUAUAGGGUUGAGGAUGUGAGUGAGCUUGAGUCGGUCAUGAAGGAGGCGCUUGCGUUUGAGGGCGUCAGUCUGGUUGAUGUGCGGGUGGACUAUGCUGGGAAUGCGGAAUUGGCGAAGAAGGUUAGGGAGGAUGAGUGGAACUGA